GUUAGCUGUAAAUUAAUUCUUCGCUUACCAUUAGCUGGACGAUAACCGUUAUUCAAUAAUUUUUUCAGUGAAAACGACAAAAUUCAACCCAAAAGUAUUAAAAAAUACAAUUUAGUGAAAUUUUUGUGCGGAACCACGCGUUUGACAGUUUUGUGUUUUCUUUAUCACUUUUUUGUACUCAGCGCCUCUAGUGGCAAUUUUUACAUAAAUGAACCUAGGUAAAUUUAUUUGAAACUAACCCAAAGAGAGUGCCACCUAUCGGUAAAAAAAGCAACUACGAAAUAAGUGAUCGCAACCAAAACAUUGGCUGGUGGUUCAGGACCAAGUGGAAAUUUUCAUCAAUUUUUUGGUAAUAUUACUGAAAAUAUAUUCUAUCACUAUGGAACAACCAGGUAAAACAUCAUUUUUCUCUUCUCUGAUGAAAUAUAGCUACACGCAGUACUUGUGUAUACUGAUUUUGAUGGAAUUAAUGAUUUUCCGCAACAUUGUGGUUAUUUGUUUUGUUUUCUUUUAGCUUCCGGAUGCUCGAGUAUGGAAAAGGUAUCUGUCUCACUUGGACAGGUACUUGAUUACGUCGGAGACUCAGUGCGACCGUUGCGGGAAGGUCAGAAUGUGUUUGACUCUGGCCACAUCGUUUGCAUUGGAUUCAAUCAGAAAACUCCCGAUUAUCUGCGCUUGGCUGCGUAUGUUUUGCAGAGUUCCCACCCGUCAGAUAUUCCACACGAACUAGAACUGAAGAUCGGAACGGAUUACCGUAAAUGGUUGCUAAAGUGCUCUUGCAAGGCAGGAACUGCGCGCUGCAAGCACAUUGUUGCAUGCCUCUUGCACCUGUGCCAAUUCAGAUUCGUGGAGUACAUGACUUGCACCGACUCUCGUCAAGCUUGGGGUCGGAGUAAAGCGGAGAUUACACAGUGGCGCGCCAAACCCGUGUUGCAAUUGUGUUGUGUUCGGAAACACCCACCCGUUUGUUCUUCAGAGGCACCCAAUAAACGAGAACUGCUGCAACAGGAAUUCAACAGAAUUUUACGAGCUUCUCCAAAUUCAGCAAUCCAGAAACAUAUUACCGGGAGAGAACUGAGUGUGCCAUUGCCCAUAGCAGGACCAUUGAAUCAACCUGACGUUAACGUAUAUGUAACCAGGAAUGAGCUGUACGAAUUGAUGAUGAGUGUUGAGCAAAUCUCAAACAUUGCGGAGUUUGAUACUGAUAGUAUUAAACACUUUUAUGAAAAAACUGUUGAGAAAGACGAUCAAACAAUCCUGGAUAUAGCAGAAGAGACCAAAGAUCAGCGAAACGAUGCUUGGUAUUUACAUCGCUCAAUUAGGAUAACGGCAAGUUCAUGUUAUGAUCUCUUUACAUACACUCGUAAUAAGAAUGCGGAUUGGGAUAGGAAGAUUCAGCAGUAUUUGAAUCCCAAAUUGAUACGAUCCAAAGCACUAGACUAUGGGAAGCAAACUGAACAAUUGGCCCUUGACUGUUACAUGGCAAAACGAAAUCCAUUAGUUAAGAAAUCUGGAUUUGUUGUAUGUUUGAAGGAACCAUGGAUCGGAGUUAGUCCUGACGGUAUCGAUGCUUCAUGUAAUCUUUUAAUUGAAAUUAAAUGUCCAGUAUCAGGAGAAGAACAUGAUUUGCAGUGGAUACUAGAUAAUUGUAAAGCAACUAAUGUUUAUCUUAAGAAACAGGAAUCUUCUCUUUCUUUGAAUAAAAAUCACAAAUAUUACGCACAAGUACAACUGAGUAUGUAUGUCUUGGGGUGUAAUAUGUGUGAUUUCAUUGUAUAUUCCAAACUCGCGAACGAUUUCUUAGUUGUAGAGAUACAGUUCAAUGAAGAAUAUGUAAGAAGCCUAAUAGGUGCGUUAAAACUGGUAUAUUUCCAAUUUAUGUUGCCUCAAAUCGUUAAAAAACAUCAGGGUGAUUCAGUGUAGUUUAAUCUUUUUAUUGCUGUUUUCGAUUACAUAUCAAAUAAAAGAAUGAUUGAAAAGUUUGAGCUGAAA
Molecule: messenger RNA, 1992 nt
Organism: Aedes albopictus (Asian tiger mosquito)
Lineage: Eukaryota; Metazoa; Arthropoda; Insecta; Diptera; Culicidae
Exons: 3
Coding region: 532-1923 (463 amino acids)
Molecular function (GO): zinc ion binding
Source: RefSeq, a predicted model, not a curated record